CUAUUUACAGCUUCAUAAAGUGUGUGUGUGUGUGUGUGUGUGUGUGUGUGUGUGUGUGUGUGUGUGUGUGUGUGUGUGUGUGUGUGUGUGUGUGUGUGUGUGUGUGUGUGUGUGUGUGUGUGUGUGUGUGUGUCUGUGUGUCUGUGUCUGUGUGUGUGUGUCUGUGUGUGUGUGUGUCUGUGUGUGUGUGUGUGUGUGUGUGUGUGUGUGUGUCUGUGUGUGUGUGUGUCUGUGUGUGUGUGUGUGUGUGUGUGUGUGUGUGUGUGUGUGUGUGUGUGUGUGUGUGUGUGUGUGUGUGUGUGUGUGUGUGUGUGUGUGUGUGUGUCUGUGUGUGUGUGUGUGUCUGUGUGUGUGUGUGUGUCUGUGUGUCUGUGUGUGUGUGUGUGUGUGUGUGUGUGUGUGUGUGUGUGUGUGUGUGUGUGUGUGUGUGUGUGUGUGUGUGUGUGUGUGUGUGUGUCUGUGUGUGUGUGUCUGUGUCUGUGUGUGUGUGUGUGUCUGUGUGUCUGUGUGUGUGUGUGUGUCUGUGUGUGUGUCUGUGUGUGUGUGUCUGUGUGUGUGUGUGUGUGUGUGUGUGUGUGUGUGUGUGUGUGUGUGUGUGUGUGUGUGUGUGUGUCUGUGUGUGUGUGUCUGUGUGUGUGUCUGUGUGUGUGUGCAGGAUGAGCGCAGGAGGCCAGCGUCCGAUGUUUUUCCUCGGGCUCCCGGACCUGAAGAAGCUGCUCUGCGUCAGUCUGACUCUGCAGCAGGACGAUGACGAGCUGAGGAGCAAACAGAUCAAGACCUGCAGAGAGCUGGUGCUGCUGUACUCUGAUAUUCUGGCCUCUCCAGCUCUGGACUCGUUCACUGAGAUCACAGUGGUCACGGCCAUCCCGUUCUUCCACAAAGGCAUCCUCCAGGUGUUUGGACAGAGGCGAGGUCUGCAGCUGGGAUCUCCUCAGUGUGUGCUUCCAGGUAUCCUUCAGUGUUGUCUGUCCUACUCUCUGAUCACCAGACUGGCUCCCAGCUGGAAUAAAGCAGGACUCUACCUCAUCACAGGGAGAGACUUUCUGACUGAGAGGGGGAGGCUCAACGCUGUCAGCAUGGAGCUGAGCACCAGUGAGGGCCAACUGUGUAUCAGCAUUGACGCCAGCACCGUCAGACUUCCCCCAACAACACUGGAGGACUUUGACCUCCCUCCGUUAGUGCUGAGGAGGUUCUGCAGUGAUCCGGACUCUGUCCUCGACCCCACGUCCACCGGACGAGCCAUCUGGUGCUACGUCCUGCCCAGCAUGAAGAGAGGUCAGAUCAUCACCAUCAGCCGUCAGUUGCCCAGAGACGGACCAUUUAAGACCUACAGAGACCUGCAGAACCACUGGAACCGCCUGUAUGGUUACAGGCUGCCUGAGCUGGCAGAGGAAGAGGUGGUGUACUGCAGCGUCUACUUCAGACUGGUGGGAGAGAGACUCUUCACUUACCCUCUGAGCUGCAUCCGCCUGCAGCCGCUGCAGCGCUGUCCUCGGGACGACCUGCAGGGGGCGCUGGGCUCCUUCCUGUCCGACCUCAGGGACAGGCUGCAGAGUGUGUGUGGACUCCCUGCACGUCUGACCGGGAAACCCCGUUACAGCACGGUUGGUGUGAGCACUGCUGCAACUGUACAGGUGUUGACAGUUGAGCAGAUCAACGUGACCUCCUCCUCUUCCUCCAUCCGGGCCGUCCUCACCCAGCUCCCUCCUCCUCCUCCUCCUCCUCCUCUUCCUCCUCUUCCUCCCCGACCAGUGAAGUCUCCCUUCGGGUCACAACCUCCAGCCUGGCCCCCCCUCUCCCAGCAGGACGGAGCCCAGAGGCUUCUGGUCAGCUCCUUCCUCCUCCUCCUCCUCCUCCUCCUUUCUCUCGCUCUUCCAGCCAGCUUCAUCCCUCACCUCCUCCCCCUCUGUCCCUCCUCCUCCUCCUCCUCCUCCUCCUCCUCCCCCCAGUCACCCCCCAGCGCUCCCUGCUCCAAACUGGUUCCCAUCUUUAAGAACCGGUGUCCAUCGCGCUCCCUCAGCGUGGCUCUGCUGCGGCUCCAGAAGCAGAAGGAGUUACGAGGAGGGGAGGAGAGGGGGGAGGGGGGAGGAGGGGGGAGGGUGACGUUGCCUACCUUCAGGAAGAAGACUCCCGCCACCUCCUUUUCUUUGGUUUCUUCUUCAUCAGCUGCAUCACUCCCAGUUCCUCCUCCGCUGACCAUCCCUCACUUCACCCGCCACCCUGCUCCUCACCCUGCUCCUCACCCCGCCCCUCACCCUGCUCCUCACCCUGCUCCUCACCCCAACCUCAGGCACAUCUCCAGCCUCAGCCCAGAGUCAAAGUUCAGACCCGGGUUCCUCCCGGCUCCAAAGCUGGAGAUCAACUUUAGAUCCAAGUCUAGCUCCAAAAUGGCUGCUAACGCAAGAGAGCCUCCUCCUCCUCCUCCUCCUCCUCCUCCUCCUCCUCCAGCGCUCACACCUUCUGAACUCUCCAGUGGAGGGGGAGUCGUCUUCAAGUCCAAACCCAAGAAACCCAGAUCUGCAGUGAGAGACGUGGACGUGGAGAAGAUGGCCAGAAGCAACCAGCUGUCCAAGCUGAACUCUGCCACUCUGUCUGCGUGGUUGAGAGGAAGAGGAGUUCUCGUCAGUGCCAAACACAAGAAGGAGGAGCUGAUGCUGAAGGUUAUGGGCUGUCUGGCCGAGGCCUGAGACACACACACACACACACACACACACACACACACACACACACACACACACACACACACACCUUACAAUGAGUUCUCUUCCUCUCAUUAUCCUGUUAUUAAUAUAUAUUAUAAAGGACCCAAUCCUUUGUGUUUAUACAGUAUUUCUAUGGUAGCUGAUUGUUGUUGUACAGUUAUAUUUAUUCACUGGAGUCUUAUAAGUUGUGUUAUUUACUUAAUCCAGUGCCUGUAAUAAUAAUAAUAAUAAUAAUAAUAAUAAUAAUAGUAGGAUUUAUAAGUUGAUUCUUCAGUCAGUUCUGUUCUCUAAAUAAACAAAUAUGUGGAACAAUGA
Molecule: messenger RNA, 3017 nt
Organism: Dicentrarchus labrax (European seabass)
Lineage: Eukaryota; Metazoa; Chordata; Actinopteri; Moronidae
Source: RefSeq, a predicted model, not a curated record